UUGUUGGUUUACUAAUGAAACAACUAGUUGAUUUCCUUCAUCUUAUCAUCGUCGUCUUGUUUGUGUUUUACUUCUACUUCAAAUGGUAUGUGCAUGUUCUGUUACUGUCAAUGGAGAUAAUGAACAAGAGAAGAAAUUCUAUAUUGUAUAUUUGGGUGAUUCACCAGUUUUUAAGGAUUCCAUUGUUGAUUCACAUAUCAAUCUUCUGCCAGAUGUUGUUGGAAGGUUCGAGAGGUGUUGUUUCGGUGUUUCCUAAUAAACAAAGAAAACUUCAUACAACAAAAACAUGGGAUUUCUUGGGAUUUCCUCAAAAUGUUAAAAGAAAAGCGAAACUGGAGAGCAACUUAGUUGCGGGCUUAAUAGAUACAGGGAUUACAUCGGUAUCUGAGAGCUUUAAUGACAAAGGGUUUGGUCCUCCACCAGCUAAAUGGAAGGGAUCUUGCGGCCUUUAUGCCAAUUUUUCUUGCAAAAAUUGGGAUCCUCUUCCAGGCGAUGAGUCUUGUCAGGAGGAUGGGAAAGGUAGUGCUUUACCUCCUUCGUCUAGCUCCAAGAAGAGAAGACGCCCUCCAUUAGUGAAGCCUUUGGAUAUUCCUCCUGUCGUGUCUCCUCCUGCUAAAAAAUCUCCGCCUCUUGGCUGUAAGCCUAGGGGCCUCCUCUUUGAAGAAUACAUUAAUCUGCCUCUCAACGAAUGA
Molecule: messenger RNA, 692 nt
Organism: Papaver somniferum (opium poppy)
Lineage: Eukaryota; Viridiplantae; Streptophyta; Magnoliopsida; Ranunculales; Papaveraceae
Product: subtilisin-like protease SBT4.2
Exons: 6
Coding region: 15-692 (225 amino acids)
Biological process (GO): proteolysis
Molecular function (GO): serine-type endopeptidase activity
Source: RefSeq, a predicted model, not a curated record